AUGACUACGCUUCGUGGGACAGAGGAGUUCUACGGACACCAUUUCCAGUCUCUCUCUGUCCUGACACAAGACGGAGCUGGCGGCAGCGCCUUUCCCGCACCUUGGCAAGGCAGACAAAACCCUUCACGCCCCGAAAGGCACCCUUCACGUCUGCACCCCCUCCCUAGAACAGCAGAAUCAGCCAUUGUGUUAAACUUUCAGACUGAGUUACCUGGCAACACUGAAGUAUGUUUGCAGAGUAAGGUUGACUGGUUAUCUGAAAUGACUGAAGUGAAGAUUUUAACUCAAACUAUGAUGCCCUGUCAACCAAACCAGCAUGAAUCAGAAGCAAAAAAAGGAAGGAUCAAAUACAGCAGGGAUUUCCUUCUGAAACUUUCAAGUGUUUCUCUCUCUCAGAAGAAGCCAGAGUUUCUUCCUGAUCAUCCAAUUGUACUUGAAAAGCCAGAAAAGAGCAAGCCUUUUAUUGACAUGUGCAAGAAGUGACAAGUUGCUUGGAAGAUGAGAAAUCCAUCAAUGAAGGAGCUACAUGUGAUGUAGAUCUUUUAAGAUUUUUGAAGGUACUUGGGUGCCUACAGAUGAAAGUAGAACCCAAUGAAAUUUACGAAAAAGGCCUGUUUCUUCCUGUAAUUGCCUGACUGCGUUAAAAGCCAAACCUUUAAUUUGUAAUGCCUGGGAUGGUAAUAACA
Molecule: messenger RNA, 686 nt
Organism: Strigops habroptila (Kakapo)
Lineage: Eukaryota; Metazoa; Chordata; Aves; Psittaciformes; Psittacidae
Gene: C1H8orf88
Product: chromosome 1 C8orf88 homolog
Exons: 5
Coding region: 1-483 (160 amino acids)
Biological process (GO): negative regulation of translational initiation
Cellular component (GO): cytoplasm
Molecular function (GO): eukaryotic initiation factor 4E binding
Source: RefSeq, a predicted model, not a curated record